GAAUCACCAUUAAGAUCGAUAGACCUCACCACACUCUCAAUUCCACCUAUAAAAGCCCUUUAAAACCCUAGCUUCAUUUUAGUUCCCGUCUCAAGCUCCAACCAGCAGCUGUAUUAGCGGCGUGCAGCCUCGGAGGUCCAACACGCUAAAGCUCUAAUGGGGAUCGAUUUGAAAGCAGGAGGUAAGAGCAAAAAGACCAAGCGCACAGCUCCUAAAUCUGAUGAUAUCUAUCUCAAGCUACUUGUUAAGCUAUACCGAUUUCUGGUAAGGAGAACCGGUAGCAAGUUCAAUGCGGUGAUAUUGAAGAGGCUGUUCAUGAGCAAGGUCAACAAAACCCCGCUCUCUCUCUCUAGGCUCAUCAGGUUCAUGAAGGGAAAGGAGAGUAAGAUUGCAGUGGUUGUGGGCACAGUUACCGAUGACAUUAGGGUUUAUGAGGUUCCGGCAUUGAAGGUUACUGCCUUGAGGUUUACAGAGACAGCAAGAGCCAGAAUCGAGAAGGCUGGGGGAGAGUGUUUGACAUUUGACCAGCUUGCUCUGAGAGCUCCUUUGGGGCAGAACACAGUUCUCUUAAGAGGUCCUAAGAAUGCUCGUGAAGCUGUGAAACACUUUGGCCCAGCUCCUGGUGUGCCACACAGCCAUACCAAACCAUAUGUUCGAUCAAAGGGUAGGAAGUUUGAGAGAGCUAGAGGAAGGAGGAACAGCAGGGGAUUUAGGGUUUGACGUGUUUUUAGUUCUAAAUUGUGAGGCACUUGUUUUACUUUUCCCAAAUUUUGUUAGACUUUAGGUUCCUUUGGAACUUGUUUAUGUUAUUCUUCUCGGUUAUCAAUUAUCAGUCUGAAUUGUUUUAUGCUUGGGAAUCAUAUUUCACUCUUACAAAAUUGGUAAUGCUUUAAUUAAAUUUUGAGUUUUACAUUAA
Messenger RNA from Jatropha curcas, 916 nucleotides. RefSeq names its product large ribosomal subunit protein eL18y. Gene Ontology annotation, biological process: translation. Gene Ontology annotation, molecular function: RNA binding; structural constituent of ribosome. Gene Ontology annotation, cellular component: cytosolic large ribosomal subunit; ribosome. Lineage: Eukaryota; Viridiplantae; Streptophyta; Magnoliopsida; Malpighiales; Euphorbiaceae. The record is from RefSeq and is a predicted model, not a curated record.